Oppiella nova is the source of this 414-nucleotide messenger RNA. The record is from the annotation of a GenBank genome assembly. Lineage: Eukaryota; Metazoa; Arthropoda; Arachnida; Sarcoptiformes; Oppiidae.
CACGUUCAACAGUACGGGGAUCUGACUAUAGCACAGUUACCUGCCUCACAAUUUUUAGGGUCUAAAAAAUCAGUUAUACCUCUAAGUAUACCCAACCCGACUAAGGUUACCAGUGAUAGUAAGGUUAGCAAUCGUGAUGUACCACUGGUGUUGGCCAGGGGUCAGGAUUGGGUAAACUUGGUGUACGGUAGGCAGUGGUUGGACAACCAUAUGAACGCAUACGUGAAUAGUAUUCAGCAUUUAUUUAGCGGACAAUCCGUGGAUGUGUUGAACACUAGACUAGAGCUCAACGACAGACAAUGUUAUCAUAGGUUUGUCGAUACCUUCAAUGAUAAGUGUAUGAACAUCGGACAGAAUUCAUAUGCCCUGGGCAAACUAUACAUGACACCCAAAUAUUAUAUCAAUGCCAUAAAC